Messenger RNA from Ctenocephalides felis (cat flea), 561 nucleotides. RefSeq lists its product as uncharacterized. Lineage: Eukaryota; Metazoa; Arthropoda; Insecta; Siphonaptera; Pulicidae. The coding region runs from base 103 to 408 and encodes 101 amino acids. The transcript has 6 exons. The record is from RefSeq and is a predicted model, not a curated record.
GAGCAAAGGGCCAAGGAACCAAGCCAAAGGCCAAGACCUACAGGUGCAGCUGGUGAAACCUUUCCUUUUCCUACAACAUCCAUACAGAGGUCCGGGCAUUCUAUGGAGCGACCGCGAGGGGAAACAAUUAGGAGAUAUCCAGGUACAACUGGUGAACGCCCCGCCACGCCAAUGACAAGAACACCACAGAGAUCCCCGGGCCGCGCCCCCAUUAGGAUUAUAAUAACUCCGGUCAGUAAACCCUCGGGGCCGCGAUCGCCCCCAACACGUGGCAGAAUAUUAAGUGCUGGCCAUCUUGCGCCCCCUACACCGGUGUAUCGGCGCAGCGCCUCUAAGGGUUCUUCGCCCAGAAGAAGACCAGAAAGGCCCAGUGAAGUUAUGCAACCCAAAAGGAGACGUCUAGAAUGAAACAUCCCAUUUAAUUGCUGAAGAGCUUUCCAUUUAUUUUGAGAGUCAACCAAGAAUUGCAGCAGCAGCUUCGCAGCAGAGAUAAUGUGGCCUCCAAAACUCUGCCCUAGACAAUGACACCUUCGAAUUCAUUUGUCCUCACUGAAAUAAAUG